UCCAAAGGGAAAACAGGGUAUUAUGGGGCCGCCGGGUCCGAAGGGAAAUCAGGGAAUUAUGGGGCCGUCGGGUCUGAAGGGAAGUCAGGGAUUUAUUGGGUCACCAGGUCCAAAGGGAAAACAGGGUAUUAUGGGGCCGCCGGGUCCGAAGGGAAAUCAGGGACUUACGGGACCGCCGGGUCAGAAGGGAAAUCAGGGAUUUAUUGGGUCACCAGGUCCAAAGGGGGAAGUUGGAAUUGAAGGAGUCCCAGGUCCUAGUGGGAGCCCCGGUGCAAAGGGGGAACGCGGAGAUUCCUUUUCACCUCCCACGAUAGUGAUCUUGCCGACGAAGCAAACAAUCGCGGAAUGGAAUAGUGCAAGGUUCCAAUGUUCUGUCGGCGGAAAUCCCAAGCCAAGUGUCACAUGGCUAGGAAAGAGCAGCACUCCUUUAAGAAGUCAGGAUGGCAGAUUAGAUCUGCCUCACGUGACCUUUGAUGACGCAGGAGAAUACACUUGUAUUGGAAGAAACUUGCUGGGCAUUACAAGCCAGACUGCCACUUUGACCGUCGUAGAACGUAAGUUUCACUGUUUAAUUUAUGGAUGGAAGGCGCACUGUUCGUCUAAGCUUGUUUGUCCAGUGUCGUUAGUAUCUUUAUUGAUCUGUACCGCUGCCUUGGUGCGUGUUGAGAUUAUAAACCAGCGAGUUCACGAUGUUGAAGAUCUUGUGGCGGACGCACGGCAGAAUCAGAACCUGAACAAGGUGUUCACCGACGCAGCAAGUUUCAAACGUUCUGAAAGAGUCGAGUCUGACGGAGAAUUUGAUCACAAGAUUACUAAAGAGAGGAGAGAUGAGACAGAAGGUCAUGCCGGAAGAACUCGCCGGUUUUCAUCUGAAGCUGGCACAAAACCAGACGAGCUUACUAUGGAGUCAGUUAAAAGUGAGAUAAACAAGACUUUAAACUCUCUAACGUCGCGAUCUUUCUGUUCACCGAAGGAACAAAUCUGCGUGUAUGGGCCGCCGGGAUUACAGGGUCCUAAGGGAUCACGUGGUAGGAGAGGACCACGUGGAACCACGGGGAGGAAAGGGCCACGUGGUGACAGAGGAGAGCCAGGCCCACAUGGAAAGCAAGGAGUUAUGGGGCCACCAGGUAAAAAUGGAGAACAGGGAAUCGUUGGAGCCUUGGGUCCAAGGGGGGCCACCGGUGCAAAGGGAGAGCCCGGAGAAUCCAUUUCACCUCCCGUCGUAGUGAUCUCCCCGAUGAAUCAAAGGGUCAAGGAAAACCAAAGUGCUGUGUUCCAGUGUUCUGUCAGCGGAAAUCCCAAGCCAACUGUCACGUGGUUAGGAAGGAACAGCGUUCCCUCGAGACAUCACCAUGGCAGAUUAGAAGUGCUUGACGCGACGCUUGAUGACGCAGGAGAAUACACUUGUGUUGGAAGAAACUUGCUGGGCUCUGCAAACCAGACCGCGAUGUUGAUCGUACAAGCGCCUCCUCGUAUUCAACUCGACCCAGGCCCGACUCACGCCAAGAUAGGUCAAAACAUCACGUUGCCUAAAUGUCACGUGACAGGAUUUCCAGCACCAGUGGUCACCUGGCGGAAGAUACCAGGCUUUCUUGCUAAAGACAGAACUGUACAGGAUAGGGGCUUAUUGAGAGUGGGCCCUGCGGAAAAACGCGAUACUGGGUCCUAUAUGUGCUACGCGAAGAAUGCCCUGGGAGAGACAUCGGCAGUGACUUCAUUAGUUGUAUUGUCACUUCCGAAAUUCAUCACAAGGCCACCCCCCACGGUCAGCAAAUUAGUGGGCAGUGACUUGACUUUAAGCUGCUCUGCAAUUGGAGAUCCCUCUCCAACUAUUUCUUGGAAGCGAUCCCAGGGAGCCUGGGUAGAGGAACGAAUGAAAGUCAACAGAGGAACUCUACAGGUUUCCGCACUCAGUGCAGCUGACUCUGGAGUGUACAUUUGUGAAGCAAAGGUGUCUUACUAUACCGUGGAGGUCAGAACUCAUCUGGUGGUAAUAGAUGGUAAGACACAGUUGUAG
Orbicella faveolata is the source of this 2017-nucleotide messenger RNA. RefSeq lists its product as uncharacterized. Lineage: Eukaryota; Metazoa; Cnidaria; Anthozoa; Scleractinia; Merulinidae. The record is from RefSeq and is a predicted model, not a curated record.